This is a messenger RNA of Budorcas taxicolor (takin), 2380 nucleotides long. It is a transcript of the gene MUL1, whose product is annotated as mitochondrial E3 ubiquitin protein ligase 1. The transcript is spliced from 4 exons. Gene Ontology annotation, cellular component: mitochondrion. The record is from RefSeq and is a predicted model, not a curated record. Gene Ontology annotation, biological process: organelle organization; protein ubiquitination. The coding region runs from base 88 to 1140 and encodes 350 amino acids. Gene Ontology annotation, molecular function: ubiquitin-protein transferase activity. Lineage: Eukaryota; Metazoa; Chordata; Mammalia; Artiodactyla; Bovidae.
GGGUGGCGGGAGGCUAAGGGGCGAGGGCUCGCUCGAGCGCUGCGGGGUCGCUUUAGCGCGGCGGCCUCGCCAGGGCUCGGCGCAGCCAUGGAGAGCGGAGGGCGGCCCUCGCUGGGUCAGUUCAUCCUCCUGGGCACCAGCUCUGUGGUCACCGCCUUCCUGUACUCCGUGUACCGGCAGAAGGCCCAGGUCGCCCAGGAGCUCAAGGGAGCUAAAAGAAUCCACUUGGGUGAAGACUUAAAGAGUAUUCUUUCAGAAGCUCCAGGGAAGUGUGUGCCUUAUGCUGUUAUUGAAGGAGCUGUUCGAUCUGUUAAAGAAACGCUUAACAGCCAGUUUGUGGAAAAUUGCAAGGGGGUGAUUCAGCGGCUGACGCUUCAGGAGCACAAGAUGGUGUGGAACCGGACAACCCACCUCUGGAACGACUGUUCCAAGAUCAUUCACCAGAGGACCAACACGGUGCCCUUUGACCUGGUGCCCCACGAGGACGGCGCGGGCGUGGCUGUGCGCGUGCUGAAGCCCCUGGACGCGGUGGACCUGGGCCUGGAGACGGUGUACGAGAGGUUCCACCCCUCCACGCCGUCCUUCACCGACGUCGUUGGCCACUACCUCAGUGGGGAGCGGCCCAAGGGCAUUCAGGAGACGGAGGAGAUGCUGAAGGUGGGGGCGCCGCUCACGGGGGUGGGCGAGCUGGUGCUGGACCACAGCUGCGUGCGCCUGCAGCCCCCCAAGGGGCCGGGCAUGCAGUACUACCUGAGCGGCCAGGACUUCGACAGCCUGCUGCAGCGGCAGGAGUCCAGCGUCCGACUCUGGAAGGUCCUGGUUCUGGUCUUCGGCUUCGCCGCCUGCGCCAGUCUCUUCUUCCUCCUCCGGAAGCAGUACCUGCGGCGGCGGCGCGAGCGGCGGCGGCCAGAGGAGGAGUUCCGGGAGCGCACCUGUCCCGAGGAGGACCGUCCCGAGGAGGACCGAGAGGGCCCGAAGGGCGCCUGCGUCGUGUGCCUGAGCAACUUCCGGUCGUGCGUCUUCCUGGAGUGCGGCCACGUGUGCGCCUGCACUGAGUGCUACCGCGCGCUGCCCGAGCCCCGGCGGUGCCCGAUCUGCAGGCAGGAGAUCAGCCGGGUGGUGCGCUUGUACAACAGCUAAGGCAGGGUGUGGGGGGACCCUGCCCCGCUUAUGGGGUGUUUAUCAUCUCUGGGCCCUUACAAGAGUAGUGACGGGGCCGCCACCAGCCGGCCCCGUGGAAGGCCGCCUUUGUCCAGUGUGAGGGUGGCCUUUGCCAGCCUGGAGCACAGGCGCACAACCCCAUGCCCCGCCCUGGCACGGGUGGCGGGGGUGCCGUGUCCCUUCCCUGGAGCCAGGUGAGCCCGUGUGUGGCUGAGAAGAGCUCACCGCCCAAGCGCCAAAGUCCGUGGCCUCCAGCUUUUCUGUCCCUGUCUUCUCCCCACUCCCCCUCUCUCCCCCCAGGUGUGGGUCCCUGUGGACCAGAGCCUGAAAGACUGGCCAGAGGGGAGAGCAGAGUUGCCUUGAGGAGCCGCCUGAGAGCAGGCUGUGGGGCAGUCUUCCUCCCCCUUGCUUACCCCGCAACUCCCCGGGAAGAGUCUCCAGGCUGGUCGUGUCCCUUACCUGCCGGCUUCCCACGUAUGCGCACGUGGAUCAGCAUAAAAGGCAGUGAAUGCAGCGGCUGCCCUCUGCCUAACAGGCCGGGACUCUGGUCGGAGAAGGGAGGCAGGUUGCUGGCAGGGCCACUUGGGAUGGUGCCCAUUCAUUGUUCCCCCGUCACGGUGCAGACAGGGCUGCUUAGCUGCAGCCUUCCUGGGGCCGCAGGACCUAAAGAGGGCGCUGGGAGCACGCAGUCCGCCCUGACUUGGAACUCAGAGGCCCGAACCGGCUGAGGGCUGGCUCUGGUUUUCUCUGCCCAGGCUGAGCUGGAAAGGUCUUAGCCCCAAAGGAAGCAAUAAGGAUGCUGCUAUCCCGGCCUGCAGUUUUCUCAGCUUCUCACGGAGGCUCCCACCAAGGAAAAGUAGCAGCCAGCAUCUUGAGCCUGGGGCCUUGUCCAGGCUAGCCCUAACCCCGCCACUGAAGAGCUCACACCCCAGGGGCGUCAUCACACCACCCCUUCACCCCUCCCCGUCCCACUUGAGUUUGUGAGUGAGACAAGCGGGCUAGCCCCUCGCACUGCCUGUCAAGUGUCCAGGGUCACUAAAGUCACAUGCACAGCACUUUCUUCUCUCCCUUCCCUGGCUCUGAGCAUCCAUGCCCUCAUUGCCCUUCGUGCAGGGGAAGGGGGUAUGCUCUCGGGGGCUGACACCAGCUGUAUGCAGUGUCCAGUGUGGACAGCACUAAUAAAACUCCUUCUCACCGAGUGUGAGCAGGUUGCUGUGAA